UGAAUUCUUCUCGAUAUUGUAAACAUUAAAAUAACGCAUUGUUUAGGGCGGGUGCUGUUGUGUUUAUUAUUUGUUUUUUUUUUUUUUAUAACAAAACUUUAUACUGCUUUAAUAACCGAUUUGAUUAAUUUCGUCUUUUACUAUGCGGAAAUUGGAAAAGAAUUUAUUACUUGCUUUGCUGGCGCUAUUUCUUUUUAAGACAGCUGAAAGUAUUAAAUGCUGGGAAUGUCGUUCAGACAAUGACCCUAAAUGUGCUGAUCCGUUCGACAAUAGCACUUUAGUGAUAACAGAUUGCAGUCUCGAACCGGAAUUGAAACAUUUGCCUGGAGUUAAGGCGUCCAUGUGCCGCAAAAUAAGGCAAAAGGUUCAUGGUGAAUGGCGUUAUUUUCGCAGUUGUGCCUAUAUGGGUGAGCCGGGAAUUGAAGGAGAUGAACGCUUCUGUUUAAUGCGUACUGGCAGUUAUAAUAUAUUCAUGGAAUACUGUACCUGUAACAGUAAGGAUGGAUGUAAUGGCGCUGGUAUUUUUACCAAUUAUCAUCUAACAAUUGUAACAUCCACUAUUGGAGGCGCGUUGGUGGCUUGGUUUUUGAGACUUUGAAUGCAAGAGCUGAAAAUUUAGUGCCUUUAAUUUAUUUCCAUAGAUUUAGAAUAGAAUUGCAUUUAAUUUGAAGUUUUAUACAUAUAUACAUACAUAUUUUUAUAAAGUGCUUAAGUGAAAAGUCUUUUUGCCGUCCAUCGUAUGUAUUUAAUUAUGUAGGAUAAGUGAGCAAAAUAUUUUAUAAUUUUGUUUUUCUUUUCUUUGCAUUUCUUUUAAUCA
Molecule: messenger RNA, 817 nt
Organism: Glossina fuscipes
Lineage: Eukaryota; Metazoa; Arthropoda; Insecta; Diptera; Glossinidae
Gene: crok
Exons: 2
Coding region: 143-598 (151 amino acids)
Biological process (GO): sleep; positive regulation of voltage-gated potassium channel activity; regulation of synaptic transmission, cholinergic
Source: RefSeq, a predicted model, not a curated record